AUGGCCUUGCUCGGCGGAGUUCGCGAUGUACCUGCUAAUCAGAACAGUGGUGAAGUCGAAAGCCUCGCUCGUUUCGCUGUCGAUGAACACAACAAGAAAGAGAAUGUACUGCUCGAGUUUGGGAGGGUGGUGAAGGCGAAAGAGCAAUCUGUUGCAGGAAUACUGCAUCACUUGACUCUGGAGAUUAUCGAGGCCGGUGAGAAGAAGCUUUACGAAGCAAAAGUGUGGGUGAAGCCAUGGUUGAACUUCAAGGAGUUACAGGAAUUCAAGCCUGCUAGUGAUUCCCCUGCAAUCACUCCCUCCGAUCUUGGCUGCAAGAAAGAUGAACAUGAAUCUGGAUGGAGGGAAGUUCCAGGAGAUGAUCCAGAAGUGCAGCAUGUUGCUGAUCAUGCUGUCAAGACUAUCCAGCAGAGGUCUAACUCCUUGUUCCCUUACGAACUUCAGGAGAUUGUGCAUGCUAACGCUGAGGUUACCGGUGAGGCUGCAAAAUUCAACAUGCUUCUGAAGUUGAAGAGAGGAGACAAGGAGGAAAAAUUCAAGGUGGAGGUUCACAAGAACCAUGAAGGUGUUCUUCAUCUCAACCACAUGGAGCAACAUAAUGACUAA
Messenger RNA from Arabis nemorensis, 606 nucleotides. NCBI's taxonomy places the organism in Eukaryota, Viridiplantae, Streptophyta, Magnoliopsida, Brassicales, Brassicaceae. The record is from the annotation of a GenBank genome assembly.